Messenger RNA from Nicotiana tabacum (common tobacco), 522 nucleotides. The record is from RefSeq and is a predicted model, not a curated record. Lineage: Eukaryota; Viridiplantae; Streptophyta; Magnoliopsida; Solanales; Solanaceae.
AUGACUUCUCUCAAAGCAUUUUUGGAUCAACAAUUCAAGAUCAAGGAUUUGGGGACUGUGUAUUAUUUCCUAGGUCUUAAAGUGUCUCACCUGCCUCAUGGUCUACUUGUCAAUCAACACAAAUACCUUAAAGAGCUUCUAUCAGAAUUUCAUUGUUCUUCUGCUUCACCUGUGAUGACACCCUUUGAAUUGUCUAUUAAGCUCACCUCCACUUCUGGGGAUGUUUUGGUUGAUCCUUCUCCAUACAGAAGGCUCAUAGGCAAGCUAAUUAUUUUGCAGUAUACUAGGCCUGACAUAUCCUUCUCAGUUCAGCACCUCAGUCAGUUCCUUAAUGCUCCCAGAACUGCUCACAUGCAUGCUGCUCUUCAUGUCCUUAGAUACUUGGUCAAAGACCCUGCCAGAGGCAUUCUUUUUAACAGAAAUAAGAAUUUCUCACUUCAGGCAUUCUCAGAUUCUAGGCUGAGUACAGGGCUUUUGCGGAAGACUAUGGCUGAAGCUUGGCUAGUGAGACUUUUUGUCUGA